Penicillium paradoxum is the source of this 1032-nucleotide messenger RNA. RefSeq names its product serine hydrolase domain-containing protein. Lineage: Eukaryota; Fungi; Ascomycota; Eurotiomycetes; Eurotiales; Aspergillaceae. The record is from RefSeq and is a predicted model, not a curated record. The transcript is spliced from 2 exons. Bases 1 to 1032 code for a protein of 343 amino acids.
AUGUCCGAAAUCCACGGCCCCUGCAACCCCGCAUUCAACCGCAUCCGCGACCUCCUCCAAGAAAGAAAAACCUCCGGAAAAGAAAUCGUCACCGCGCUGGCAGCCCUAAUCCUCGUCGACCGCGGGCUCCUCGACGUCGAAGAACGAGUCUCAACGUACUGGCCUGAAUUCGGCGUCAACGGCAAAGAAGACACACGAGUCUGGCAUCUGCUCAGUCACUCCUCCGGCGUGCCGCAAUGGGAGAAACCAGUUACGCUGGAUUUCGUGUAUGACACGAAAGCCGCGACGGAGAUGCUUGCUGGACAGGCGCCGUGGUAUAAGGCCGGCGAGGUAUCUGCGUACCAGCUUGUUGCGCAUGGGCAUCUGAUUGGCGAGCUUGUACGACGGGUUAGUGGGAAGUCGUUGACGGAGUUUAUUGCGGAUGAAAUUGCUGCGCCGUUGGGUGCGGAUUUCACUCUAGGACUUCCUGAGGAGGACUGGCCUCGCGCGGCGGAUGUUAUUGAUCCCCCUCCGAUUCGUCUGCCUGGGGAUUUGGAUCCGGAGAGUGUGGCUGUACGGACAUAUUCGAAUCUCGGGACGAAGCCUCAGGAUUCUCAGACUCCUGGGUUCCGGCGGACUGAGGUUGGCGGGUUGAAUGGGUUUAGCAAUGCGCGGGGGUUGGCCCGGAUUGGCUCUAUCAUGUCCCUAAAUGGGACUGUUGAUGGGAAGCGGUAUCUUGGGGCUAAGACUGUUGAGCAGGUUCUUCAGGAGCGGGUCAGUGGUUUUGAUUUGGUUUUGCUCAUGAAUUUGCGAUUUGGGCUGGGGCUUGGGUUGCCCGUUCCGGAUAGUAUUCCUUUCGUUCCUGAGGGGAGGAUUUGCUUCUGGGGUGGUUGGGGUGGGUCGUUUGUGGUGAUGGAUCUUGAUCGUCGGAUGACGAUUGCUUGUACUAUGAACAAGAUGGGAGCGGGGAUUUUGGGGAGUGAUAAUGCCAAGGCUUACAUUGAUGCGAUUUAUGAGAUUGUGUCGGAUAAAGGGGUUUCUGCUUCGCUCUGA